AUUGACAUUACAAAAUAAAAUACAAUAACGUUUGAAAUGCUCUUAAUCGUGGUUAUACAAAAUGAAAAUAAAAAAUAAAAAAUUGAACCAUGUGCAAGGCGGAUAGUAAAUAGUAAAAAGUAAAAAGUAGUACAUAUAAAUAAGGGCGGUGUUGGUUGGUAGGCACAGCAAAUCCGUAGUCGUUUGGGAAGGUGGCCUGUUGUUAUCCCUGCAACCCUCAAAUCUCAAUGUGAGAGACGGAGAGUUUUUUAAUUUUUUUUAUUUGAAAAAAAAAAAAAAAAUGGCAACAAACGAUGUGGAUGAUGACGAAGGACCCCCGCCAGGUUAUCAAUCCAUCCCUCCUCCACCCCCGGCGGCACCACAACCUCCUCCGCCGCAGCCUCAGCCUCAGCCGCAGCCGCAGCCUCAGCCGCUGCCACAGCCUCAGCCGCUGCCACAGCCUCAGCCGCAGCCGCUGCCGCCGCCACAGCUACAGCCACAGCCACAGCCGCUGCCACAGCUACAGCCACAGCCGCAGCCAACAUUGCCAACCUUUACAGUAACACCACCGCCAGUUUCCGAAAUAGCUCAAAUGGUUUGUGGUGCUUGCCGCCGCCUGCUUAAGUAUCCCCGUGGGGCUAGGAAUGUUCAGUGUUCAUGCUGUCAGACAGUCAAUUUUGUGCUGGAAGCUUAUGAGAUUGGGCAAGUGAAGUGUGGUAGCUGUGCAGUAUUGCUGAUGUACCAAUAUGGAGCAUCAUCAGUUAGAUGUUCUUCAUGUUGUUUUGUGACUGAAAUAGGAGCACACAACAGGCGCCCUCCAUGGUCUGUACAACAGGGACAACCACCUCUUCAUCCCAUUUCUUUUCAUUAGACUACAUGUUUUAGGUACAUGAUCCAUGGAUAUUAGUCCUGUAACAUUAACCAUUUUAGUUUUCUUUAUAAUCCUCAACUAUGCAAAUCAGAGUGACAAAAGAAGAGUAUUCUUAACACCAAUUUACAGAAAUAACGUCUCUGGACGUGGCUGUGCAUACUAAUGUACAUAAAAGUUUAUGCUUACAACCUAGUUAAUUUUAUGUUCUUUCAAAUA
This is a messenger RNA of Ziziphus jujuba (common jujube), 1066 nucleotides long. RefSeq names its product protein LOL2. The record is from RefSeq and is a predicted model, not a curated record. NCBI's taxonomy places the organism in Eukaryota, Viridiplantae, Streptophyta, Magnoliopsida, Rosales, Rhamnaceae. The coding region runs from base 281 to 850 and encodes 189 amino acids. The transcript has 4 exons.